AUGUAUCAAACUUUUCCAAAAUCAGACAAGCAACGAAAUGAAUAUGUAUGUUUCAAAAAUCAAAUGACAUUUUUAUUGGUGAUGCAAAUAAUCAUAAAAAUAUCUUUAAGAAGUUAUCCAUGCACCAACGAAGUAAGUUUCACUCUGACAAUGGAUCCUCCUAAGGAUUCUGUAAACCGUUUGAUAAAAUUUGAGGUUAGAGCAAAAUCUCAACAACAAGGUUUUAAGGAAUUUAAAUUUGGAAAAAAUUACUUUAAAUUUCAAAAUGCAAUAACCGAAUUCAAAACAGAUUUUGCCAUUUUCAAUUCCGGCGAUUCAUCAGUUUUGGAAAUAAAUGCAAAGAUUACAGUUCUUGAGGACAGAUCGAAUAACAUUUAUGAGCCUCAAGAAGAUCAUCAGGAUGAAAAUGAAGAUCAAACCUUCUAG
Messenger RNA from Clunio marinus, 426 nucleotides. Lineage: Eukaryota; Metazoa; Arthropoda; Insecta; Diptera; Chironomidae. The record is from the annotation of a GenBank genome assembly.